Molecule: messenger RNA, 840 nt
Organism: Hordeum vulgare subsp. vulgare (domesticated barley)
Lineage: Eukaryota; Viridiplantae; Streptophyta; Magnoliopsida; Poales; Poaceae
Product: translationally-controlled tumor protein homolog
Exons: 5
Coding region: 97-603 (168 amino acids)
Cellular component (GO): cytoplasm
Molecular function (GO): calcium ion binding
Source: RefSeq, a predicted model, not a curated record
CCCACCCCCUCUCGCCGUCCGCCGCUACUCCCCUGCUCGCCUCCGCUCUUUAGGGUUUUCUCUUUUUUCGGGGGAGAAAUCUCAAGAGGCGGCAUCAUGCUCGUGUACCAGGACAAGCUUUCCGGCGAUGAACUCCUGUCGGAUUCCUUCCCGUACAGGGAGCUGGAGAACGGUGUGCUCUGGGAAGUCGAUGGCCAUUGGGUCGUUCAAGGAGCAGUUGAUGUGGACAUUGGUGCCAACCCCUCUGCUGAGGGUGGUGGUGAGGAUGAGGGUGUCGAUGACCAGGCCGUGAAGGUGGUUGACAUUGUUGACACCUUCCGUCUUCAGGAGCAACCUGCUUUUGACAAGAAGCAGUUUAUUGCUUACAUCAAGCGCUACAUCAAGAACCUCACUGCCAAGCUUGAAGGUGAGGAGCUAGAUGCUUUCAAGAAGAACGUUGAGUCUGCCACGAAGUAUCUUCUUAGCAAGCUCAAGGACCUUCAGUUCUUUGUGGGCGAGAGCAUGCAUGAUGAUGGCAGCGUGGUGUUUGCCUACUACAGGGAGGGAGCUGCUGAUCCAACUUUCCUCUAUUUCGCUCAUGGGCUGAAAGAGGUCAAGUGCUAAUCGCACUGUAUGCUAAUAUCUAUGUGGUCGUCAGUAUUUUUGCUCUGCUCUAUGGUUGUCAGUCGACUCUCCAAUGCUUGUGUCAGUAACUAUCAGAUGUUGAGUAUCUUGAAAACUUUGUGAUAAUCAUGGGAUUUGCUUUGUAAUGGUAAUCGUGAAAUUUGUGUGGUUGUGUUUUGGUCAAUGCCUCAGCGUUUACUCACUCGCUAGUUGAAUCAAAGAGAUUUUGCUGUGGAA